Molecule: messenger RNA, 2882 nt
Organism: Colius striatus (speckled mousebird)
Lineage: Eukaryota; Metazoa; Chordata; Aves; Coliiformes; Coliidae
Product: microsomal triglyceride transfer protein
Exons: 18
Coding region: 38-2692 (884 amino acids)
Biological process (GO): lipoprotein metabolic process; lipid transport
Cellular component (GO): endoplasmic reticulum; Golgi apparatus; basolateral plasma membrane
Molecular function (GO): lipid binding
Source: RefSeq, a predicted model, not a curated record
CCUACUCUCCCUCCUUCCCCAGCUCCCAGAGACCACCAUGAAUCCACAGGCGGUUUGGGGAUCCCUUUGCCUGCUCUGCUUUUCCAUCACAAGCACAGCAAAAGGAGAUUUGCAGCUGCUCUCUUUCCAGCCCAGGACCCUGUAUCAGUAUCACUACUCCCUGGAUGUCCAGCUGGACCACACACCCACACUGUCGCCGGGGGGAGCCCGGCUGCGGGCUGAGGCCUCGGUCCAGCUGCACCAGCUCUGGAGGGACCAUAAUGGGGAAGAGCUGCUCCAGGUGCAGAUCCGUGACCUGAAAGCCCAACAUGACUCAGAAGAGGAGAGGAGCCAGGACGGCACUGAAGGUCCUGCAGAGAUUGCACUGAGCCAGGAAGCACGGGCAGAGCUCCAGCAGCCAGUGUUCAUCUCCUGGAGCAGUGGGAAGAUCAAAGCCUUCUACGGGGACCAAGGAGAAAGCAUCCUGAUCUCAAACCUGAAGCGAGGCAUCAUCAGUCUGUUCCAGCUCCAGCCACACACUGGCAUCACAGUGGAGGAGGACGUCUCCGGGAGCUGCCAAGUCACAUAUGCCAUGACCAACCACUCCAUCACAAAGACAAAAGAUCUCCUCAGCUGCACAAAGACAAACUCUGGAUUCAGCUCCGUAAACAAAAUUUUUGGAGUUGAGUGGCAACCCACCAGCAGAAGCCAAUACGUGGUGAAAGGCAACCUCCUCCAGUUAGUACUGGCAGAGGAAACUCACAUAGUGUCUCCAGUCCUGAGGUCCACCAACAGCAUCAAAAUCAGUUCAAGGCAGCAGCUCCAGCUAGUGUCUCCUCCCAUGCCUGGCCCAGCAGAGGUAACUGCACAAAGCUUUGAGGAUGUGCUGGCUAGCACAGAAGGACAGCACCAGCCCUUGGGCAUGGCCAGCUUGCCCUUCAGGAGGGUCUGCACCCACUGUCCAUCGCUGAGAGCCUACCUGAAGGUUUUUGACAGCCAGAAAGUCAAAAUAGACACCACAAAAGCAGCGACGACAUGGCAGUUCCAGAGGUUCAUCCAGAUGCUGCGCAGUGCCAAGAAGAGAGAUAUUCUGCAGCUGCUGAAGAGAGCACCCAAGGAGAUGCUCCCCUUCAUCGUGGAGGCAGCAGUGGCCGCACAGUCAGUGGCAUCCUUGGCAGCUGUCUCAGACUUUCUGGAUUUCGACAAAGAGCCCAAGUUCCUGCUGGAAAAGUUUCUCUUUGCAGCAGCUUUCUCUCCCCGGCCUUCAGGAGAGCUUCUCCAACUGGUGUUAGACAAGCUGGAUGGGAAGCAGCUGGCCCCUGAGGUCCAGGAGACAGGAAUAGUUGCUGUGGGCUCUCUGGUAGGCAAGCUGUGCCAGCAGAAGCUGUGUGGGCUGCAGGAGGUAGAUCGUGGGGUGAAAACCAUCCUUGCAGGGCUAAGAGGUGCUGAGGAGGAAGCCAAGGUGGUCGUUUACCUGGUGGCCCUGGGGAAUGCAGCACUCCCAGAAACCAUCCCCAUCCUCCUGGACUAUGCUGAGGAGGGUCCCAGCUCUGUCACCAAUGCAGCCAUCUCUGCCCUGCGGCGAUUCCCUGCUCAGCACAUCUCCAGCAAGGUGAAACUAGCAAUGAGAAGGGUUUUCCACGAGAAGAGGAAGAGCUAUGACAACACUUGUCGCCUGGCAGCUGCAGAAGUUCUCCUUGAUAACGAGCCCUUGCCCAUGGAUGUCAUCAACAUCCUGCUGGCCACCAAUGAGCUAGAGACAGAGAUGUCAACGUUUCUGCUGCUGAAGGUCCAGAACUGCCUGCGUGCUGACCACCACCCAGCAAGGAAGAUAAUGAAUGACGUCAUGAGAGACCCACAGAUAAAUAAUUACAACUUCUUCUCAAGAGCUGGCAUUUCCUCCUCUUUCUCAGGACCUCUGACAGUCACUCAGGACCUGCUUUCCACCUUUGGACUGGACCUGCUGUUUUUGGAGGGUGGACUCCUGAGGAAGAGUGUCUCUGACUUCUCUCUGCUCAGCCACGGUCAGCAACUCCGCGCAGCUCAGGUCACUAUCGAAGCAGAAGGGAUGAAUUCAGUGCUGGGAGGAAGCGCCUUGGAAGGGGAAGAGGAGCCAGAGCUCAUGGCUGGGAUGUCUGCCAUCUUCUUUGAUGUCCAGAUGCGACCAAUCGUCUUCUUCCGAGGAUAUACAGACUUAGUGGCCAAGGUCCUGUUAAGCAGCGGAGAAUCCACAAGUGUGGUCAAAGGGAACCUCCUGCUGAUGGACCAUCACCAGGUCAUUCCUCUGCAGUCUGGCCUCCAAGUGGCCGUCAAACUCCAGGGCGGGCUGGGGCUUGACAUUUCAGCCAACAUGGACCUGAGCAUUUGGGAGCAGGAACUGAAAACCAACAUCAACACCAGGGGAAGCCUCGCCAUUGAUUUCCAGGCAGAACUAGACGCCCCUUUCUUCCAAGCCACUCUGAGAAGCCAGACUGAGGUGAUGACCUCAAUCCACUUUGACACCAUGCUGAGGUUUUCAGACAACCCGGUGCUCAUGUGCCUGCAGCUGAGAGAGGAGCAGGUCCCAUACAGAGAAAUCUUCACAGUUUCCAAGUCUGCUGGGAGCCAGAGCAGCACCUCUCGCAAAGGCAGGCAGGGCACCGUGCCUGGACGGGAGUUUGCCUUGCACCAGGCCAACUCCAAGAUCUGCAAUCUCCUGCUGACAGCAGAAUAGGGGGGUUGGAGCACUUUGGGACUGGGUAACUGCACCCUCUCCUGCCACACACCACAGUUCUCUGUGAACCCAACUUGAACUGUCAAGAAAAAUGCUGCAAGAAGGGCAUCAGAAGAGACAAGAGGCAUUGCUGCAGUUCAGCCAGAGGCACUCCUUGCUUGGGGCUGGAGGAGCCAAACCUGCCCUUCUC